AUGCAGCAUCUCACAGAACAGGAUACCGACUCCCAAGACGAAGACGACUGCUGGACCCCCCUCCAACGCGCCGCCCGCGAAGGCGACCUCCCCGCCGUCCACGCAGCCCUCGCGUCAGGAGCAGACAUCAACGCCCCGCCGCGGGGCUACUAUGGCCGCACAGCCCUCCAAGCGGCAUGCGAAGCCUCCCACGGCGCCGUGGUCUCGGCGCUCCUCGCAGCCGGCGCGGAAGUCAACGACACGCCCGGCAACAACAGCGCCAAGAACGCACUGCAGAUCGCGGCAGGGAAACCGGACCUGGCCAUCGUCAAACUCCUGCUAUCCCACGGCGCCGAGGUCAACGUCCCCGCAUCGCGAUACUUUGGCAUGACGGCGCUGCAGAGCGCCUGUGCCGCUGGCCUAGAUGACACCGUCGCGCUGCUGCUGGAUCACGGCGCGGACGUGAACGCGCCGCCGGCGUCGACGGCAGGUCGAACGGCGCUCCAGGCUGCGUGCGAGGGCGGGUUCGAGGAGAUUGCGGCGAUGCUGAUUCAGCAGCGGGGGGCAGAGGUGAACGCGCCGGCGUGUCGGAAUCGAGGGUUCACGGCGCUGCAGGCGGCGAGCUACGGCGGGUGGGCGGGGCUUGUCGAGCUGCUCCUUACGGCGGGGCCAGCUGCAGGCGCUGCAGGUGCGGGGGCGGAUGUCAACGCCGAAGGGAGCAGGUUCAAGGGCGGUAGGGCGCUGCAUGCUGCUGCUGAGGGGGGCCACGUGCGGGUGUGCGAGACGCUGCUGGGCGCCGGGGCCGAGAUCGAGGCUGGGGCUGGGGCUGGAUGGGGGGGGGCAUGA
This is a messenger RNA of Colletotrichum fioriniae, 825 nucleotides long. RefSeq lists its product as uncharacterized. The record is from RefSeq and is a predicted model, not a curated record. Lineage: Eukaryota; Fungi; Ascomycota; Sordariomycetes; Glomerellales; Glomerellaceae. Gene Ontology annotation, molecular function: protein binding.